Messenger RNA from Cyclospora cayetanensis, 1527 nucleotides. RefSeq names its product tRNA-splicing ligase RtcB homolog. Gene Ontology annotation, molecular function: RNA ligase (ATP) activity. The coding region runs from base 1 to 1527 and encodes 508 amino acids. The transcript is spliced from 10 exons. The record is from RefSeq and is a predicted model, not a curated record. Gene Ontology annotation, biological process: tRNA splicing, via endonucleolytic cleavage and ligation. Lineage: Eukaryota; Apicomplexa; Conoidasida; Eucoccidiorida; Eimeriidae. Gene Ontology annotation, cellular component: nucleus; tRNA-splicing ligase complex.
AUGGCGUCGUAUCGCGCCUUUGACGAGGAAAAGGCAUACCUGUAUCGGGAAGCCGAUAGCCAUACCAUCCUGAACGUCAGGAGGGGGUUUGUUCCCGGCAUGCAUGUACCUGGGGAGGUGUACGUUAACGAUGCUCUGGAGAGUCUGUUGCUAGAUGAGCUGAGGGCAUAUUGCGGCUCGCGGGGGUGUGGAGGAUUUCUUCCCGCCGUAAAGCAGGUGGCUAAUGUUGCGACGCUUCCAGGGAUUGUGGGCAAGAGUAUUGGUCUCCCUGAUAUUCAUGCCGGCUAUGGCUUCGCAAUAGGGAAUGUGGCGGCCUUUGCUUGCAAAAAUCCCGAUGCAGUAGUAUCUCCGGGGGGCGUUGGCUUUGAUAUUAAUUGCGGCGUGCGACUUUUGAGGACGAACCUCAGAGAAGAGGACGUGAGGCCGAAGCAGGAGGAGCUUGCCCAAGCGCUCUUCGACUAUAUUCCAGUAGGAGUUGGCUCACAGGGGAUAAUACCGUGUAACAUGAAAGAUUUAGAUUCGGCGCUUGAGAUUGGAACAGACUGGCUGUUGCGGCAGGGGUAUGCUUGGACCGAAGACAAGGAGCACUGCGAGGAGUACGGGAGAAUGCUGUCCGCGGAUCCCUCCAAAGUUUCGAUAAGGGCCAAGAAAAGGGGCUUGCCGCAAAUGGGGACGCUAGGCGCUGGCAAUCACUACUGCGAAGUGCAGGUUGUUGACGAGGUGUUCGACGCUUUCGGUGCCAAGAAAAUGGGCCUGGAAAAGGGCCAAGUGUGCGUGAUGAUUCAUUCGGGUAGCCGGGGCUUGGGGCACCAGGUUGCAACCGACGCGCUUGUGGCCAUGGAAACUUCCAUGCAGAAAAGCCACAUCAAUCCCAUCGAUAAGCAACUCGCAUGCGCCAGGAUACAGUCUCAAGAGGGCCAGGAUUACUUAGCUGCAAUGGCCGCUGCAGCGAACUUCGCGUGGGUGAAUAGGGGCGCAAUAUCCUUCCUCGUGAGAGAGGCCUUUGCGAAAGUUCUUGGCGCAUCUCCUGACGAUCUGGACAUGCAUGUUGUGUAUGACGUCUCUCACAACAUCGCGAAGCACGAAGAGCACUUCGUCAACGGAGAGGUGCAGAGCUUGCUAGUGCAUCGCAAAGGCGCAACACGCGCGCUACCACCACAUCACCCCCUCAUUCCGUGUGCCUACCAGCUCAUCGGACAGCCGGCGCUAAUUGGAGGGACCAUGGGAACGUGCAGCUAUGUCCUCCUCGGUACCGAAAAGGGCCUCAAAGAGACUUGGGCCUCUACAUGUCACGGUGCUGGAAGGGCAAAGAGCAGAAAUGCUAGCAGAAAUACGCUUUCCUUUGAGGACGUCAUGCGACGUCUAGAAGAAAUGCGCAUCUCCCUGCGCGUGGCCUCCCCCAAGUUGGUGGCUGAAGAGGCCCCUGAGUCGUACAAGGAUGUUUCCUCCGUUGUGGAUACCUGUCACGAGGCGGGUAUCUCAAAGAAGUGCGCAAGGCUCAAACCCAUCGCUGUUAUCAAAGGCUGA